Molecule: messenger RNA, 1137 nt
Organism: Salpingoeca rosetta
Lineage: Eukaryota; Choanoflagellata; Craspedida; Salpingoecidae
Product: histone H3
Exons: 4
Coding region: 182-589 (135 amino acids)
Cellular component (GO): nucleosome
Molecular function (GO): structural constituent of chromatin; protein heterodimerization activity; DNA binding
Source: RefSeq, a predicted model, not a curated record
CGCUCACAAGACGAAAGACGAAACACACCACCUACCCACCCAAGGACAGCCAGGUGUCACUGCCGCUGUGUGCAGAACAGUUGGAGGAAGACCAAAAGAGAGAGCGUGAGUGCGAGUGUGUGUGUGUGUGUGACUGUGUGAGAGAGAGUGAAAGCGACAUUCAAAGGAGGAACGUGCCAUCAUGGCUCGCACCAAGGUGUCUUCAGGCAGCUCCAGCAGACGCAAACCAGCAACGCCGCAACGCUCCAAACCCGGUGAUCCGAUGCCGCUGACCAAGCGGCGAUUCCGACCAGGCACAGUUGCUCUGCGAGAAAUCAAGAAGUACCAGCGCAGCACAGACUUGCUCAUCCGCAAACUACCCUUUGCACGCGUUGUGCGCGAGGUUGCACAGGACUUUUACACAGGCAACGAGCCCCUGAGAUGGCAAGCCAUGGCCAUUCUUGCGUUGCAAGAAGCGGCAGAGGCGUUUCUCGUCCACCUAUUUGAAGACGCAAACCUGUGCGCCAUCCACGCCAAACGCGUCACCAUCAUGGUCAAGGACAUUCAGUUGGCGAGACGGAUUCGCGGUCCACACGGUGGUUUGGCGUAAAGUGCUGCGUGGGAAAGCACAUCUUCUUGCUGCUGAUGAUCUGCGCAUUCUCUACUCAAAUUAGUUGACCCUUUUCCCACCCCGUCUCUAUCUCCACCCUCUGCACACAACCACACGUCACACAACCACACAACCAUGGCAUGCAAACGUGGUGCCUCUGGUGCCCCUCAAGUCGUAGUUGCCGUUCCAUCGUGUCGUGUUGGGCUGUGUGCUUGCUCCAUGCGUUCUCGUUGUUCAGCGUGUUUCGCGUAUUCUUCCUUUUGUUUUGAGUUUGUUGUGUGUUCGCUCCCGUGGCUGCCGACCCCCCCCUCCAAUGCUUGCGCUGUUCACUUGCACACAUCCAAGUCCACCUGUACACAUGUUUGAGCAGCAAUUGUUGCCUUUCUGCUUCCCUCCGCUUCUUUCUCUUUGCUUGCUCUCCAUUUGUUCAGUUGUUCAGUUGUUCACAAUCCCAUAGACGCCUUUACGUUUUGUAAUUUCCCAAGGCCAACUCACAGCUCAGCAGAAGUGUAACGUGCUGGCAACAGACGACAUACACACACGCACGC